AAUCUCUUAAGGCUUAAAUUAUCUAUUGUAGACCUGGCUUUUAUCUUUGAAUAAGAAUGAAGUUGCAAGCCUAAAAUCCCUAGAAAAGAAACUUUGCUAUUGGAUAUCCGAAUGUCGCCAUCUUCUAUCUAGUAAUAUGAUGUCUCGUGUUUUUCUUCGCACAUGUUUUCCAAUAUAACCUAUCUUUCGUAAUAUAAUUUAUCGUAAGUUGUGUGUAAUAAUGUUUCAAAAAUUUCAACCACAAUUAUUCGAUGUAAAUAAAAAACCCGGCCAGCCAAAGAGACGAAAAAAAAUUACGCUGGUUUUUGAUGAGGAAAAACGACGAGAAUUUUUAGGAGGCUUUCGUAAGAGAAAAUUAGAACGGAAAAGGAAAGCUCAAGAACAAUUACAAAAACAACUGAAAGAAGAACGUAAGAAAAUUAAACAAGAGGCACGAGAACGUUACAAAAAAUUUGUAGCACAUCGGAAUGUGCCAGAAUUAGAAGAAUUAUUAUCUAAACAAGAAUAUGAUCUGGAAGGUCAUACAGUCAGUAUUUUGGAGUUAAAUGUUACAGACCUUGCAGGAGAUAGAUGGAUAGGUGAAAACAAGAUUGCAGAGAAAAAGGAAGAGGAACAAGAUGAUCAAAGUGAGCAUUCUAACAAUGACAAUAAUGAAAUUGUGGGAAUGUCAUUGAAGGAGAAACAGAAAAAUCUAACACAACAGAAACCUAAAUCUGAUGAUCAACAAAUUAAAUCCUCAAAAGAAAUAAAACGAGAAAUAAAGAAAGCAACACUCAAGCAAAUUAAAAAAAGUAAAGCAUUUCAACAAAAGCAGAGACUAGAGCAACAAAAAAACAAAAAACAGAGUAGACAAAAAUUACAUAAUGCUCAAAAGGUAAUGCAUAAACAUGGUAAACAUAUUAAAAAAAAAACAAAACAUUAGAAUAUUUAAAAACUUUG
Molecule: messenger RNA, 939 nt
Organism: Camponotus floridanus (Florida carpenter ant)
Lineage: Eukaryota; Metazoa; Arthropoda; Insecta; Hymenoptera; Formicidae
Gene: vito
Product: nucleolar protein 12
Exons: 3
Coding region: 221-922 (233 amino acids)
Cellular component (GO): nucleolus
Molecular function (GO): RNA binding
Source: RefSeq, a predicted model, not a curated record